AAUUCUAUUUUCAAUAUUCAAAUUUUACUUCUUUCUUUCACAAUUGUUAACUUUUAUCUUACAAAUGGCAAUAGGAUCAACAAACACCUCGAGUUUUAAAGCUGUAUUGCAUUGAAUAUAUAUUCUAAAUCUAUUUUCUUUGCUAAUGUGAUAAUCUAGCUCUUCUGACAUGGUCGUACUCUCAUUAUCACUGUUGUAGAGACUAAAGAAGUAUUUUAUUUACAAGGCCUGUUAGUAAUUCCUGAUAACAGAAAACUUGGACCUCUAGAAAAGAAAACUUGAAAGUCAAGUUAUUGUCCAAAACAAACAUGGCGUUGACGCCUCGUGCAGCAGAAAUUAUAAAAACAGAACAAUGGUACUGUUAAUUUGAUCAAACCGCAAAAACAUUUGUAUAGACAUGCCAAAAAACAGAGAACUAUAAUUUGAACCAAUCUUCAAAGAUUAUGAAUUGCAGGAGAAAUAUCGUCAAACUACAACUAGUAAACCUUAUCUGAAAUGGAGUGUGUGCUUUUGAGGUGCUAAAUGCUGAACGUUCUUGCAAAGUUUGAUAUUCUGGAAUACUUUCAGCGUAAAACAGUUUUUUGCUUUCAAGAAAAAAAAUUGGUACAGGACGAAAUUUCUGCAUUCAAGGGUGCAAAAAUAUCCACUCAACCUCCCAACGAACUGAGGCGGAAACAUUAAUUCUAAACUUCAAAAACUACUGCAAAAAUGUUAGUCUUUUCUUUUAAGAUAUUCUUUUAGCUUAUCAUUGCAUACAACUUUCUAUAACUUUAUUGGCUAGCUUGUUGUAUAUUUUGUUAGUAUGAUUUUGGUUACAGGUCUAAAGGUGAUUUCAAAGUCUUUGUAUGAAUGACAAACCUUAACAUAUUUUUCCCCCUUAUUUCAUUGACAAGCACGAUAUUUACACUUCUCGUCACGAGCAAUCAUAACCUUCUAUUUAACAUAUUCAAGAGUAGGUUUUAAAGAUCUGUUAUCUGACCUAAGAAACCGGUGCCAAUGGAAACGAUGACGUCCUUUUUCCGUUUCUAUUUCAAACAUUUUAGCUGAUCCUUAUUACAUAAAGUAAUGAUUACAAAGAGUUUUGUUGGGAAAUAUUCCACGUGCAUAAAUUAUCAUUUCAUCAUUAAUAAAAGAUUACAAAAGUUGUUGUUACUCUUUUUAUAAUCUUUUUGUAACGGCUAUUAAGCGUUAUGAUCUUCGGUCUUCAAAUUAAGCACAUGCGUGGAAAACAUAUUUCAGUAAUUAAUAACCUUUGCCAUCGACAUGUCUAGCAUGAUCUAUCAUUUGGUAUUACACAGUCUAUGUAACUGAGCUUGUUCAUCUUUGUCAAUGAUGCUGCAAUUUAUAACAAAACUGAGUCUUAUUCUAAUGCUUUUCAUGCAGCUGAAGAUCUCGCUCUGCGGUAAAGUUUUCGAUGCAAUUUUCCUGAGAGAGAAAAUUUCAAAAGCAACGUUGAAAUCACAGUUGAUGGGAAAUUUUUCGUUUUCCAGUGAGAUAACAUGUAGCUUAAAGUGCCAAAAUAAACAGAGCUGCAGUAGUGCCAUCGUUGAUAUUUUGGAAAAUCGCUGCCUGUUGCUUACGAGUUCCCUGACAAUCAAUGAAAAAUACUGUACAGAAACCAAAGAUGAACAUACAAAGAUGAUCUUUCUUCGUGAAAAGAAUCUCCCGUGUGGGGAAGAAGGGUGCAAGAAUGGAGGUCGAUGCUUGGCAGUGGGUGAAAUCAUUUCUUGUCAUUGCCUUGGUGGAUGGACUGGAAGUCACUGUGAAAUUAAAGUGACUGGCAUCAGCUGCCUUGACAUAAAAAGAAAGUUCAUUGGCUUAAAGCUAAUCAAUGGCAUUUACCAACUCCAGUGGAACGAAAGCAAUUCAUUUGAUGUUUACUGUGAUAUGAAUAGAGAUGGAGGGGGCUGGACAAGAGUGUUACACGUAGUAGCAAAUACUACAGAUCCAAAACUUGUCACCUAUCAGAGCUACGACUCCAUUCAAAGCGCGGGAACACAAGGAAAUUAUUAUGUAACGAGACUUGGCUUGAAGCUUCUGAAGAGCAGUAUAAAGUUUCAACAGUUUUUCUUUUACUGCAAGAACAAUAUAGAGAACAAAGUUGUGAGCUUCAAGUCCUUACAGAAUGCAACACAUGUUGUCAAAUACCUGACUGGUGAAGUAACAGAGCAGCCAAACGCAUGUGGAACAUUUGCAAGAUUUCAAGACGAUAAUUCGAUCCUGACAGCAAACUGCACGGAAAUUCACGAAGCCAAAUGGGGAUCAAAAUACAGUACAACUUAUGCUGAUCAUGCGUUAUUCAUCUUUGCUAAAAGACACUAUCUUCUAUCUACAACUGAGCGUAGAAGUGAAUGUGAUAAUUACUUCCCAUCAGCUAUAGACAAGAACGAUACUUGGGAUGUAUUUGUCAGGUAAACCUGGCCAAUUGGACUCUGCUUUUGGAAAAAGAACGAACAUAGCUAUGCACUUUUCUUCUAACUAGCAUUACCUGUUCACAUUAUUUUGAGCUUGUAAAUAUCAGCACUAGAACUUAAAUAUAUAGUUCUGCAUUUUUCUUGAUAAUUUCGAUCACCGAAGAGGACCUUAGCGGCCCCCGAGUAUAGUACAGAAGAUUUUAGCAACAAUUGUUCACUUUUUGAUAAAAGCAUGAAACUUGGUGAAGAUACUCAUUUUGAUGUGGUGAAAAAGAUAGGAUAUGGAGGCAUCCUCAAAAAUUCACUUAACAUUUAGUAGAUGAUUGUGAAACUCGAAA
Messenger RNA from Rhopilema esculentum, 2752 nucleotides. The record is from RefSeq and is a predicted model, not a curated record. Lineage: Eukaryota; Metazoa; Cnidaria; Scyphozoa; Rhizostomeae; Rhizostomatidae.